This is a messenger RNA of Lytechinus variegatus (green sea urchin), 3146 nucleotides long. RefSeq names its product fibrillin-3-like. Bases 1 to 3129 code for a protein of 1042 amino acids. The record is from RefSeq and is a predicted model, not a curated record. NCBI's taxonomy places the organism in Eukaryota, Metazoa, Echinodermata, Echinoidea, Temnopleuroida, Toxopneustidae. The transcript is spliced from 22 exons. Gene Ontology annotation, molecular function: calcium ion binding.
AUGCCUACUUUCGCAGUACUACCAAUGAUUGAUUUAGGUUUUAGUGAAUGUGCAUUGUGGAGCGAUGAAUGUGACGUCAAUGCACGAUGUGAAGACAACACUUUUAGCUAUACGUGUAUUUGCAAUGACGGAUAUGAAGGCAGUGGAACAAUCUGUUCUGAUAUCGACGAAUGUACAUCGGGCACCCACGUCUGUCAUGUCAACGCCGAGUGUGUGAACAACAUAGGAAGUUAUACGUGUGUAUGCCUAGCUGGAUAUACUGGUAAUGGAUUUGACUGCGUUGAGAGAGAUGUCUUACCACGGUUCUACUGCUGUGGACUUGCUGGUGGAGAUUUCUGUAGACUUUACGAGCGACGUCGUCCACGGGCUCACUGCUUUGGUUACAGACGACCAUGGAUGGGAUGGUUUUGGGGAGAUCCGCAUAUCAAUACUCUGGAUGGGAGGAAAUACACCUUCAACGGCCUUGGUGAAUACAUUACGAUGUCUUACAGUCACGGUGAUCCAUUCGUUUUACAAUCAAGAACUGGCAAGGCCUUUAACAACAGUGAACCCGUUGAACACGGAACGGUCUUCAUAGGGUUCGCUGCUACACAAGAUAUCACAAGGGUUGAAUUCCAGCUGAACGACAACAGGACAGAAAUGAGUAUUCUUGUUAAUGGUUCCUCGAUUAAUAUGACAGAUUUGCUAGACGAUGGAUAUGACUCGCAGGAUCCGACUUUCAUCUUAUCCUCGGAUAAUGAGACCGAAUCCGAGGGUGAGAUCAAGGUCACAGCUCUCUUUCAACCAGAAGGCUAUUCGAGUACGUCCUUUACAGUGACCUUUACGAAUGGAAUCUUGGAUAUAACCGUCAUGGUCCCGCCUGAGUAUUCUGAGAACGCAACAGGGAGGGGUCUGCUUGGUAAUGUCAAUGGAAAUACAUCGGAUGAUUUUCUUUUACGAAAUGGAACGUUGCUGACCGAUCAACCCGGGAGAAAUUUAACAGAAGAAGAAAUAUUCCAAUUUGGACAAUCAUGGAUGAUUACGGAGAACGAGUCGCUGUUUGAAUACGGUGAUAGGGACUGGAGUUACUACAAUCCGAGUAACUACACACCAAUGUUCUUAGACGCCCUACUCGCCCUUGACCCAGACAGGACCAGAGACGCCCGGGAGACUUGCGGGGAUAACGAAGCGUGCCUCUUCGACUUCCUCGCUGUCAACCCCGAAUUGGGAAUGCAGACGAUGGACACCGGGAACCAACUUGACAACGAUCUUCAAAACCUUGAAAAUUUCCCUCCAAACAUAACAAGCGUGACAGAGCUGACAGAAACAGAUGGACUUCAAGAGGAUGAUGUUCUCUUUGUGCAAGUUGGCGUGAACAUUACCUUAGAGAUUACUGCACAGGACCCUAAUGAUGAUGACGUAUAUUUCACUUUCAACGAUACAACUCCGGAUGGUACAAAUAUCAGCUCAGAUGGCGUAUUCACCUGGAUACCUACUGACCUGAACGUCUCCUCCAUUGAGAUCAUCGCCAUGGACAACCGAGGCGCGGAGACCUCUUUGUCGUACAAUGUCCUCAUCUGUCAAUGCGAGAACAAUGGCGUGUGUGACUUUGAGAGCCAGGCCGAGGGACAGGACCUCAGUGCUAAUGGCUUUGCUGUGGUCACGUGCAACUGCACUGAUGGAUGGUCAGGUGACCACUGUGACGUAGACUUCGAUGCAUGUGAGGGCAGCGGGCCCUGCUAUGACGGGGUUAUCUGCUACGAUGAGCCUCCAUCUUCGGAUGAAGAAUACAGAUGUGGGCCAUGCCCUCCCCUGCUGACGGGCGACGGAAGUAACUGCUACGAUUUCAAUGAAUGUGCUGAUAAUGACACAAAUAACUGUGAUCAGGUUUGUGAAAAUGCAUUGGGAUCCUACACAUGUUCUUGUGACACAGGCUAUAGGCUUGGCCUUGAUCAACGUUCAUGUAUUGAGAUAUUUUGUACUGAGGAACUAAUGAAUUCCACUGGAUCUGAAAACUGUACUUGCGAGCCAGGCUUUGAACUCAUAAAUGGAUCCUGUAUAGAUUUUGAUGAAUGUCUAGCUGGUGUCGACCAGUGCCCGCCUGAUAUAUCUACUUGCAACAACAUACCAGGAGAUCAUAAUUGCACUUGCCAUUCAGGAUACGAAAACAUGUCCCCAAAAGAGUGUCAAGAUAUUGACGAAUGUGAACUUGGCUUGGAUAAUUGCAACAGGACUGAAUUCAACUGUGUGAACACACUGGGUAACUUCUCAUGCGUAUGCAAGGAGGAUACAACAGAAAUCAAUGGAGUUUGUCUAGGUGCAUUGACAUUGUCGCUCAACGCUCGUUUUUCAUUCAUCAACGGGCUUAGCGUUGUUACCUACCCUGACACAAUUGACUCUCAAGAAAAUCAGCAGAAGUUGGCACAAGAUGUCCUGCGUUACCUCAACACCUCAGCACUAAGUGCAGACGAGUUGCAGGCUGUAUCUGUGCAGAACUACAGCUUGGCAGGAAGUUCUCUUCAGAUUUCCUUCCGGGUUGACUUAAAACCCGACUCGUCACUGAUCGAAUCUGGUCUGGAGAAUAUUUUUAUGGAACUUCUUCCAAGCUCACGGCUUAUUGAACCAAACCAUGAAGUUACGCCUGAGGAUAUCAAUGAAUGUGAGCUAUCUACGGAUGUGUGUGGUAACGGUAACUGUACAAAUACAGACGGUAGCUAUUUUUGUACCUGUUCUGAAGGCUUCCAACUCGGAAACGGGGAUGCUUCUUGUGUAGAUAUCAAUGAGUGUCUCGGGGAUCAUAGAUGCAACCAAACUUGUAUCAACUCACCGGGGGAUUUCUCGUGUUCUUGCAAUCCUGGAUUUGAGCUUGAUGAUGAUGGUUUUGCAUGCAUUGAUACUAAUGAAUGUAAUGCAACAGACGUGUGUAGUAACGGGAACUGUACAAAUACAUAUGGAAGCUACUAUUGCACUUGUGAUGAUGGUUUCAUUGGAACUGGAAAUGAUUCUUGUACAGAAAUCGAUGAGUGCGAAUCUGAUCCUUGUCAAAAUGGAGCGACGUGUACGGAUGGGAUCAACAUGUAUAGCUGUACCUGCGCACCUGGUUUUACUGAAACUAAUUGCUCAAUGGGUAAUUUGACCAAAAAUAAGUAGUACGGCAAUCUUGAGAU